This is a messenger RNA of Aureobasidium subglaciale EXF-2481, 1842 nucleotides long. RefSeq lists its product as uncharacterized. The coding region runs from base 1 to 1842 and encodes 613 amino acids. The record is from RefSeq and is a predicted model, not a curated record. NCBI's taxonomy places the organism in Eukaryota, Fungi, Ascomycota, Dothideomycetes, Dothideales, Saccotheciaceae. The transcript is spliced from 2 exons. Gene Ontology annotation, molecular function: N,N-dimethylaniline monooxygenase activity; flavin adenine dinucleotide binding; NADP binding.
AUGCUUGUUACACCUCUUCAACCCCACAAUGUGUCCUUACCGCACUUUCCAAAGCCAGCUGUCACGACAACUGCUUCAUCAAAAUGCUCUCCUCGAACAAUUGCCCAAGCAUGGCUCGAACGCUUCUCGGCUGUCCUGAGCUCUGGCGACGUUUCACAUCUAUCCACCGUCAUGCACCAAGACAGCUGGUGGCGUGAUCAUGUGGCUCUAUCCUGGGAUCUUCGUACUCUUCAUGGCCUAGAAGCUAUCACCUCUUUCCUAUCUUCCGUGCUUCCGACUAUCAAGUUGCACCCACUAUCUCUGGCAGAGGAUGGUGAAUCUUAUGCCCCGUCAAUUGUCAGCCCUCUCCCGGAACUCGAAUGGGUACAGUCUAUGUUCACUUUUGAAACAAGCACAGGCAGAGGUCGAGGUUUCCUUCGUCUAGCUCAAGCCGUAGACGGUGACUGGAAAGCUCACAUGCUGUACACAGCCCUUGACGAGAUCAAAGGCUAUGAGGAAACCACAGGUGCCCGUCGAGCCCACGGGGGUCAGAACUCCUCUCUUGGUGGUAAUUGGCUCGAGCGAAGACAGCAAACUUACGAUUUCACCGAAUCUGAACCUACUGCCUUGAUCAUUGGAGCCGGUCAAGCCGGCUUGAAUCUCGCUGCUCGACUUCAAGCGCUGGGGAUUCCCACCUUGAUCGUGGACAGACAGAAACGUGUGGGUGACAACUGGCGAACCCGAUACCGCACCUUGGUGACCCAUGACCCUGUGACUUAUGCUCACAUGUCAUAUCUUCCUUUCCCGUCAAAUUGGCCUCUCUACACGCCCAAGGACAAACUUGGAGACUGGUUUGAGGCGUAUGCCAGUUUGAUGGAACUCAACAUCUGGCUCUCCACUUCUGUCACUUCAGCCUCGUAUUCAGAAUCCUCAAAAUCAUGGACCGUCGACAUCACAAAACCAGAUGGAAGCAAGAGGACACUUCACCCUUCUCAACUCAUCCUUGCUACAGGCCACAGCGGUGAGCCACGUAUACCAACUUUUCCGGGUCAAGACUCCUUCAAAGGCACAGUUUACCACGGCAGUAUGCACAAAGAUGCAACUCCUUCCACAGCCUCUGGCAAGAAGAUUCUCGUCGUGGGAACCGGUAACAGCGGCCACGACAUCGCUCAGAACUACCAUGAAGCCGGUGCCGAGAGCGUGACAUUGCUCCAACGCUCAGGAACCUAUGUCCUGCAAGCCGAGAAAGGAGGACACAUGCUUCACGCAGGGACUUAUGAUGAAACUGGCCCUCCAACCGAAGACGCAGACAUCUAUUCACAAUCUCUCCCUCUACCCGUCCAGUUCGCUCUCGGCAGAAAUCUGACUGCCGCCAUCAAAGAAGCCGAAGCCGAAAACCUCGAAGGUCUGGAAAAAGCAGGCUUUAAAGUCGACUUUGGUCUCGAUGGCUCAGGCCUAUUUAGGAAAUACAUGACCAAAGGUGGAGGCUACUACAUCGACGUCGGAUGUAGCGAGCUCAUUCGUGCCGGUAAGGUAAAAGUCGUGCGUUGCGAACAGGGAAUUGCUGGCUUUGAACCUUCUGGCGUGCGUCUAGCGGAUGGCAAUUUUGUUGAAGCAGAUGUUGUUGUGCUGGCAACGGGGUAUGAUAACAUGCGCACUUCUGCUCGUAAGAUUCUUGGGGACGAGAUUGCGGAUAAGGCGAGUGAUGUGUGGGAUCUUGAUGAUGAGGGCGAAUUGAACGGCAUGUGGCGACCUUCUGGCCAUAAAGGCUUCUGGUACAUGGGUGGUAAUCUGGCACUGUGCAGGAUAUACAGUAAGUUUCUGGCAUUGCAGAUCAAAGCUGCAGAAGUCGGAUUGCAGUGA